AUGGAGAAUCAAUCUUCAAAUGGCAGAAUAGCAAUGGAAGAGCAGCUAAUCAGAGGGCGUGACAUGGCAAACCAGUUACUUGAAGUAAUUGCAAACGAGGAAGGGUCAAAGUCAGUAUUACCAAUUGCUGAAGAUCUUGUUCGGAAUGUACUGAGAUCAUUCACAAAUACCCUUUUGUUCUUGAACACCAAUAAUGAUCACUCCGAUGAGGUGGUGGUGCCCAUUCCUAUCAGAGAUAUCUCUUCCUCCACAAACUGCACAAAGCCAGAGGGUCUGGAUGAAACUUGCAAGAAUAUCAAAAUUCUCAACACCAAAAAUCGAAGAGCGUGCUACAAGAGAAAAUCAGUUGCACCAACUAGGGAGACGGAAAGCUCAAUUCUGAUUGAAGAUGGCCAUGCAUGGAGAAAGUAUGGACAAAAAAUGACAAUGAAUGCCAAAUAUCUCAGGAGCUACUACAGGUGUACUUACAAGAAUGAACAGAAAUGCCAAGCAAUCAAACAAGUGCAGAGAAUUCAAGAGAACCCUCCAUUGUACCGGACAACAUAUUAUGGUCAUCACACUUGUGAAUGCUCUCUUAACCAUGAGAUAAUGUUGGAAUCUGCUUCAUCUUCUGCCUCUUCUGGAUUACUAUGCUUCAAUAGUACCCUCCCCAAAAGCAAAGAACAACCGGUUUUUUCAUCAACAAAACAGAAGUCUGCGGAAGUGAUUGCAGAUGACCAAAUUAAUCACAACCAAUUGUCCUCACCAGAUUACCUCCACCUUUUAUGUGACUAUGAACUUGAUUUCAAUUAUACGAGGCAUGUCACGAUGCUAUCAUCCACCGAUUCUGUUGAAUUUCACAAUGUUUAAUGGCUUCUAGGUAUGUUUUGGUUUCGGUCUACAAUUUUUUUCUUAAAGCAAGUUAGUGGUGGUUUGCUUCAUUUUCUCGGAACAGAGCUGAAAUAUGUCUGUAUUCACUGCAU
This is a messenger RNA of Gastrolobium bilobum, 962 nucleotides long. RefSeq names its product WRKY DNA-binding transcription factor 70-like. The transcript has 3 exons. Bases 1 to 849 code for a protein of 282 amino acids. Gene Ontology annotation, biological process: regulation of DNA-templated transcription. The record is from RefSeq and is a predicted model, not a curated record. Gene Ontology annotation, molecular function: sequence-specific DNA binding; DNA-binding transcription factor activity. Lineage: Eukaryota; Viridiplantae; Streptophyta; Magnoliopsida; Fabales; Fabaceae.